AUGGAGCUUAGAACUGUUCGAGUGCGGCCGCCGUCGGAGCGGGAGCCGCACCGCACUGAUAUGAAACAAUUUCACGCUCAACGACGACUUGAAGAAAACAAUUUGAAGUGUAUGCUAUUAUUGUUAAAUGGUAAUAAAAAAUGUAAUAUGAUUGCAUUAAGGAAUAAGGAUCAAAGAGACCACAGAUCGGUUUGGAGUAUUGGUUUGUCAAAGCGUGUGCGCGGACGGGGACAUGAUCGGCUUGCGGGCGGCGGCGCGUGUCCACGCCGGAUUAGUCUAAACGCCGCGCCUGUAAGCCGCUCGCAGGCAAAUCUGCCCAAAUGCCGACAAAUGCACGCUCGGCGAGGAUUGCACGCCGUCACCGACUUUGUUCCCGACAUGUUUAAAUCUCUAUCACGAUGCUUAAUUAACUUUCUUUAUAAAACACGUGUCAGCUUUUGGACGACAUUUCUAAUAACUCUUGUGAAACAUUGGCUU
Messenger RNA from Brenthis ino (lesser marbled fritillary), 477 nucleotides. Lineage: Eukaryota; Metazoa; Arthropoda; Insecta; Lepidoptera; Nymphalidae. The record is from the annotation of a GenBank genome assembly.